CAAUAUAUCAUUCCCACCAUUAUCAUCAGGGACAAGAAAUGGAAAAAUUCAUUUCCCGUUUGGAAGGGCGGGUAAUGAUCUUUCUUGAAGAAGGCACGAAGCGCCGAAUGCACGUUGGAGAUCGGGCCCACCCUUGACAUGCAUUCGCCUCAUGAACCAUCUUCUUCAUAUACCACCAAGUCGACGAAGCCCACUUGCACUACGAUGCUGGCUCCUAUCGGCGGAGUGAUCCUCUUGUCAUGCCUGGCACUGCGUCGGCACAGACAUGUCACAUCCGAGCUCGAAGAAAAUUACAAGUUGUUGUCGGUGUUGAGAUCGGCGCUAGCGCAGAAAGAUGCAGAGGUUUUAUCGUUGCGGAAGGCGCUUUCGGAAACAACCCAACAGGCAUCGAAGGCAGCUACAUCAUCCUCGUGGAAGGAUGAAACUGAAGGGCAAGCAUUGAAACGGCGCAUUUCGGACCUGAACAAAGAACUAGACGAAUUCCGUGCUCACAACCGUGCAUUGAUCCUUGACAUUCAGACGGGAAAGGAAGAACUGCAUGGGCUUGGGAUGAAGCUCCAGGAGAGCGAGAAGCUGUCGAGGGCGCGAGCGGAGGAAUUGCGGGUUGCUCAGGUGUAUCUAAGCACCGCAGACCAGUUCUCUGGCGUCGAGAUCAUCCAAGCUGUGGAGGCACUGAACGAGGAGAUCUCUGGAAUGGCUGCAACGCUCGCUGAUGUAUACGACCAGGUAGAGAGGGGUGUGGGUAACCCGGCAACAGAUGUCGCCUAUGGACGCGUUGUUGAAAUCCUGGGGGAUACGAUGACGAGCUUCGUCAAGUCCAAUUCGCAGUAUGAAGUACUUCAAGUUGCUUUUAGUGCUGCCAUUUGUGCGCAUGCGGGAUGGAUGGCUACGUCAUGGUGCUUAGGGGGAGAUCCCAGCGACGAGAAGGGCUGGAAUGAAAUAUAUGACCGCAUACGGCAGUCAGGUAGGACAUUUCCUUCAGGAGUGACGUAAGCUCAGCUCUUCUGCAGAGAAGCAGGCUAUUGCCGGAAGAUGGCGGGUUCUGACACAAAAGGCUAUAGCUCCUCUGUCCAAGUAUGAUGGGGCCGAGCGAUCCCAAAUAGACG
Messenger RNA from Guyanagaster necrorhizus, 1106 nucleotides. RefSeq lists its product as uncharacterized. The record is from RefSeq and is a predicted model, not a curated record. Lineage: Eukaryota; Fungi; Basidiomycota; Agaricomycetes; Agaricales; Physalacriaceae. The coding region runs from base 139 to 993 and encodes 284 amino acids. The transcript is spliced from 3 exons.